GUAAGAUUGUAUAUAGAAUAACACUUGCAGCAGGGUGUAGUAUAUACAGUCUUAAGAUUGUCUUGAAGAUUAAACGAUCUCUAGGUUAGCUUAUUUGUGGAUCAAGAAUCUACGUAAAAGAUGCUCGUGGAGCUGGUCAUACUUGCCGUGUUGAUCGUAAUGUUGAGGAAGUAUCUCUUCAAGAGCAGAGCAGAGAAACUGUACGAAAAAAUUCCCGGCCCCAAACCCUACCCUAUAGUAGGGAACUUGUUUUAUUUCAACCACGCUAAGGAAGAUCCAAUUAUAACUUUGAAGAAUUUUUCAAAACAGUACGGGCCCGUCUACUAUAUGAGAAUGUGCAGUGAAAACGUUGUAUGCAUUAGAAAUACUAGCGAUGUAGAGGUAGUGCUGUCCAAUAACGCCAUGGUGAAUAAACCGGACGGUAACAAAGUGUUAUUUCCUGUGGUAAAUCAAGGACUCUUCACAAGUUCAGGUGAAGAAUGGAGGAAACAGCGAAAGUUCCUGACUCCCGCCUUCCACGUUUCUGUGCUUCAAUCGUUCAUUUCAUACUUCGAGAAGAGUGCUAUUCUCCUAGUGAAGAAUCUGUCGGAGAUGGUGGGGAAAGAAUUUGACGUGACCAAACUGAUGUCUCUCUGCUCCUUCGAUAUAAUUUGUGAGACGGCGAUGGGAUUGGAAACACAAGUCCAGAUCAACAAAAAUUCAGCCAUUUUGAAUGCAGUCAAUGAAUUGAUGAGAAUAUUGACUGAACGUCACUUCAGUGUGCUGCAGAGCAGUUUCUUGUUCCAUUUCAUGUCCAAAGGCAGACGACACAAUCAGUUAAUAAAAUACGUACAUGAAGUUACGGAAGAGAUGAUACGGAAGAGAAGACAAGCGUUUAACACUUCUAAAGAGAUGCACGAAGAAGAUAUUGACAUAGGAACAAAACAGAAAAAACCUUUUUUGGACUUGAUGUUAGAAUACAGCAGUGGCGGCGCGGGAAUGACAGACUUGGAAAUUCGCCAACAAGUCAACACCUUCAUGAUUGCAGGAUAUGACACUUCGCAGACUGCCAUGUCUUUGACUUUGUACUGCCUCUCACACCACCCUGAGAUACAGGAGAGAGUGUACCAAGAAAUUAGGCAGAUAUUUGGUGAAAGUGACCGGGACGCCACCCACCAGGAUCUGCAGGAGAUGAGGUACCUUGAGAACGUUAUCAAGGAGUCCUUGAGAAUGUACCCCCUGACGGGAUUCAUAGCUCGUGUAUGUUGUGAGGAAAUAACGUUAAAAAGUGGAUACGUAAUACCUAAAAACACUAGUGUAGUAAUUCUGAUGGAGGCGAUAUGCCAUGACCCUCAGGUCUAUCCUGAUCCUUACACAUUCGACCCAAACAGAUGGGAGAAGAAGAGCUCCCACUAUUCCUACUUACACUUUGGAGCCGGCAUAAGGAACUGCAUAGGUCAAAGAUUUGCUAUGCUGGAAAUGAAGUCUGUGCUAUCCAGAGUCCUCAGAAACUACCGAAUCCUACCAUCUGACAUUCCUUUGGAUUUAAAAUACUACAUAGUCGUGAAGUCUGUCUCUGGUGUCAACAUUCGUAUAGAACCUCGCGACACCAAAGUAUAAAGCGGUCUUUUUUGAACCGCGUAAUUUCGAAAUGAAACAUGCAAUGAGGUUAUAAACUAUCCUGAAAUAUAAAGGAUGGAUACGUGUAAGUAACUUAGGAUUUAUAACAGUGCGAGUCUGUAUGGUAUUGCAGUGUUGUUUGGCACUUAACAACGGACAAUGGUUAAUAUUACGCAACGGACGGGUUGUGUAAUCAUUGGUUUCCA
Molecule: messenger RNA, 1805 nt
Organism: Homalodisca vitripennis (glassy-winged sharpshooter)
Lineage: Eukaryota; Metazoa; Arthropoda; Insecta; Hemiptera; Cicadellidae
Product: cytochrome P450 4C1-like
Exons: 13
Coding region: 121-1599 (492 amino acids)
Molecular function (GO): iron ion binding; oxidoreductase activity, acting on paired donors, with incorporation or reduction of molecular oxygen; heme binding
Source: RefSeq, a predicted model, not a curated record